This is a messenger RNA of Camellia sinensis, 543 nucleotides long. Its product is annotated as protein FAR1-RELATED SEQUENCE 5-like. The record is from RefSeq and is a predicted model, not a curated record. NCBI's taxonomy places the organism in Eukaryota, Viridiplantae, Streptophyta, Magnoliopsida, Ericales, Theaceae.
AUGGAAGACAAUAUUGGGAUGAUGAUGAUGAGGAUGAUAUUGACACUGUUGCAUUUUGAUAUGGAUAUGGAACUUGAGAAUGAUUGUGCUUGGAAGCCAAAACAGGGAAUGACAUUUGAUUCUGAACAAUGUGCGUAUGAUUUUUAUAAUACAUAUGGAGAAAGAAUGGGGUUUAGCAUAAGAAUAAAUUAUUGUAGGAAGAACAAGUUCACUAGCCAACUUAUUUGUCGACUUUUGGUUUGCAACAAGGAGGGAUUUUGGAAGGUUGACAAGCGAGACCCAUUAGCAAAAAACCCUAGAGCUAAAACUAGGAUUGGUUGUGAGGCUCAACUUUAUGUGAAAUUAGAUGAGGGUAUUAGGAAAUUUGUUGUGACUGAUUUCAACGAAAAACACAACCACAAUAUUGUAUCACCUGAGUGUGCCCAUAUGUUGCCGUCACAAAGAAAGAAAUCGGCUACCCAAGCAAUUGAGUUAGAUUUGGCGGCAUCUGGUCUUCAUUUAGGCCAAUCUUUUGAACUCAUGGGUAGGGAAGCUAGUGGGUGA